Folsomia candida is the source of this 1339-nucleotide messenger RNA. Its product is annotated as ras-related protein RIC1. The record is from RefSeq and is a predicted model, not a curated record. Lineage: Eukaryota; Metazoa; Arthropoda; Collembola; Entomobryomorpha; Isotomidae. Gene Ontology annotation, molecular function: GTPase activity; GTP binding; metal ion binding. Bases 171 to 1145 code for a protein of 324 amino acids. The transcript has 8 exons.
ACUCCCACCCGAUCAUUUAUUUAACAGAUCACAAUAAUGUUUUAUGUGAUAGUUAUAGUUGAGGGUUGACCUGACAUAAAAAUUUCCUUGUAAUUUGAUUUUGUUCUUUGUUUUUCUUUUAAAAAAUCUGCAUUUUAAAUUAUUGAAUAGUGGUUGCACUAUUUAACAGCAUGGAUGAGCCACUUGUGUGCCCACUGUGCUUAUUUUAUGAGCCAGAGGUUUUUGGGGAUUACUUCGUAGUUGCCAAAUGUGGACAUCUCUUUCAUAAUCAAUGCAUUAUGAAAAUCCUGGCAAGAAAAAUUUAUCAAUGUCCUCUGAGCUGCAAGUUCCCGAUAGAACCAGAUAAUUUACAACGCGUGUAUGGGGUCAGUCCUAGCUCGUUGCCAAGUUCAAGAAGAGCUUCAGAUGUGGAUUUACCCUCAGUCUUCAGUAAUCCCAACGGAAUUCCCAACGUAGAUCAUACUUUUAAAGUAGCCCUUCUUGGACAGCCAGGAGUAGGCAAGACUUGCAUUAUUCGACGAUUUGCUGACAAUUCAUACAACGAAAAUGUAAGCUUAACUCCAGGACUUGAUUUGGUGAGAAAAUUAGUGAAUAUCGGAGGAACGGUCUCUCAAUUGAUUGUGUGGGAUACGGCUGGCCAGGAAACCUACCGCUCGAUUAUACCGGCGUGUGUGCGAGGGGUUCAGGGGAUCAUGUUUGUGUACGAUAUAACGUCAAUUGAAUCAUUCGAGGCUAUAUCAAAUUGGAUGGAGUUUGCCAAUAAAAAUGGGCCACCAAACUGUGUCAAAGUUCUCGUCGGGAACAAAUGUGACCAGGAGAACAAUCGAGUGGUGGAUUAUCGUUGUGGGAAAGUAAUGGCAGACGUCAUGAAGACUUCAUUUUUCGAAACCUCUGCAAAGGAUACAUCAAACGUGGAAAACGUAUUCCGCGCCAUCACAGCAAAAAUAUUGGAGGAGGAAUGGAUGCUUCCGAACGACAACGCCUGGCAGCAAAAUUCCAUUUGCUUGCACGAUUAUCAGGACAAUUUCGACUUUACCAACUCGAAAACCAAUAUCCGGAUUGGUUCAAGACGACAGUCCAAUAAUAAUGAUGGACGUCAACGCCAAACCGACGGAUGUUUUGGGAGAAAGCUUUGCCUAAUUUAAUAACCAUUUGUUGACAUUUCUUUAAUUCCCCAUUGCAUUUUGGCCGUAAUUACAUAUAUUCGUGCUUAUCGUAACCUACAUACGGCAUAUUACAUACGGAAUUCAAUGUCUGAUUCAUUUAUUGGAUUCUAUUUUGAUAAGUUUUUGUGAUUUAAAGCACAAAAUAAAUCAUUUUAGACUAAAAUCACAAACGA